Molecule: messenger RNA, 431 nt
Organism: Salvelinus fontinalis (brook trout)
Lineage: Eukaryota; Metazoa; Chordata; Actinopteri; Salmoniformes; Salmonidae
Product: polysialoglycoprotein-like
Exons: 4
Coding region: 18-317 (99 amino acids)
Source: RefSeq, a predicted model, not a curated record
UAACACAGACUAUUUUCAUGAUCAUGGGAGGUGUGAGAGAAUUACUGCUCUUUGUGAUGACUGUGGGGGUUGUGAAAGUUUCUUGUUACCUUGUUGGAAAGUCCCAAAAGCAAGAUCAAGUCUCUCUGCAGAGGAGACUUGGAGAGCUGUCAUCAAAUGACGCCUCCAUUGUGCAUGCCCUGGCCUUACUCCGAUCCAUAGGGUCUGAUGCUAAACAAGACAGAGAAGAGUAUUUGGAGACUAAGUACAAUCCCAAGCCUCUCCAAACCAUGGUAUCUCUCCAGCAAAUGAUGACCUGUCCUCUGAGGAGAAGCUGAGGUGCAUGUCGUCUGAGUACUCUACUGCUACUGCUAAAGCUGCAACUGGGCCGUCUGACGAUGUUGUACUGAACCUAUAUCAUGUUAGUACAAUUGAAAACCUACAUCUUAUCA